Molecule: messenger RNA, 639 nt
Organism: Neodiprion virginianus
Lineage: Eukaryota; Metazoa; Arthropoda; Insecta; Hymenoptera; Diprionidae
Product: 60S ribosomal protein L22-like
Exons: 4
Coding region: 118-540 (140 amino acids)
Biological process (GO): cytoplasmic translation
Cellular component (GO): ribosome
Molecular function (GO): structural constituent of ribosome; RNA binding
Source: RefSeq, a predicted model, not a curated record
AUUCUGCACUCGUGUUUCCUCUCUAGCUUCGCAUAGUUUCGGCUGACGGUGGCGCCGCAGCUAUUUACGGCCGCGUGCUUCUGUGGUGCUUCUUUCACUCUCCGUAGAGACGUAAACAUGGCUCCGGUUGUACCGAAGAAGGCCCCAGGGCAAGCUGCGAAAAAGCAGAACCUGCGUGGCAAGGGCCAAAAGAAGAAGAAGGUGUCUCUAAAGUUUACAAUCGACUGCACUCACCCUGUCGAAGACAACAUCAUGGAUGUUGCCAACUUCGAGAAGUAUCUUCACGAGCGAAUCAAGGUUAAUGGCAAAACUGGAAACUUUGGAAACAAUGUAAAUUUGGAGCGCAACAAGAUGAAACUCUCUGUUAACAGUGAUGUUCCAUUCUCCAAAAGGUACUUGAAAUACUUGACUAAGAAGUACCUUAAGAAGAAUAAAUUGCGUGACUGGCUUCGUGUCGUCUCAAAAGACAAGGAUACCUAUGAACUGAGGUACUUCCAGAUAAACAGCCAAGAAGAUGACGACGAGGAUGAUGCCGAAUAAACGAAAUUGUUUACAUCUAUUUGCGCUUAUUGACGGUCUUUACCAACAUCUGUACAUAAAUAUUGUUCAAAUAAUAAAUGCCGUUAAUAUGCAAGUCGA